Molecule: messenger RNA, 2213 nt
Organism: Linum trigynum
Lineage: Eukaryota; Viridiplantae; Streptophyta; Magnoliopsida; Malpighiales; Linaceae
Source: the annotation of a GenBank genome assembly
CUGCCACGUAAUUAGGUUGGGCUAAAAAUUGAUCGGUAUCCGAAAUUUGGAAUCUACGAGUACUCCCUUUCCAGUCGUACGUGGGCCAAACCUACAGCGAUCAACCCUUGUCUUUCUCCGGCCGGAAUUACCUAUCUCUUCCCGAAUACAACCCGCAGUCUUUGCCGCAAGGGCUUCGACUCCCCUUGUCCCUGCUCUCCAGGUUAAACAACCCAGAAGUCUGAAUUCUCUUGUCCAUCCACUCCUGAAUUUGUCUACCCAUUUGUGUUACCAAGUUUCCUUCUUUCUUUGUACUUCCUGGCGGUUCCCUCUCUCGCUUUCGCCUGAUUUCCGCCAUGGCUGAUAGGAACGAAGAUCAAAAGAACGAUCCUUUCCUCCUGCAGUACCAACCGUCGGAACUUCGAAUCGCGUGCGAAUUCUUCAACGAGUGGCUCCCUUUUCUUUGUCGAGGUCUAUGCCUCAACUGCUCCAGAACUAUAUCAGAUCGAAUUCGCUCUCUCCAGCCAGAACGUGAUAGUUCAUGGGAGCAAUUACGUUUGGAGAAAACCGCAGUCUCUUCAAUUGCGAGUGCUGCCAAAUCUUGUGAGAAUUGCGUAGAAGAUCACGAGGACGAGAAAUUUGAUCAGAAUUCGUUAGGAAGUUGGAAAGAUGGAGCUAAUGGAUGGUCUAAUUCGGUCCCGGAAGAUUCUGCUAGUAGGGGAUUGCUUGGUAAGCCGCCAGGAGCUGAUAAUAAUACCUCAGGGCCUCGUAUUUCUUGGGCGGACAUGGCGCAAGAAGAUGAAUUUGUGGAUGAUGAGGAACAACUUGAUUCAAGUAAAGAAGCAGCUGGUCAAGGUGGUUCUCCCCUGAUUACGAAAGCGGUGGAGAAGCCUCAGUUACCGAGGGAGCAGAGAGAGUACAUUCGAUUCAUGAAUGUGAAGAGGAAGAAAGAUUUUAUGUGCUUCGAGAGGGUUCAUGGCAAGUUGAUGAAUAUUCUCGACGGACUUGAACUACACACAGGUGUUUUCAGUGCCGCAGAGCAGAAGAGGAUAGUCGAUCGUGUUUUUGAACUGAAGGAAAUGGGCAUGAAAGGAGAGUUGAAAGAGUGCACAUUUUCUGCUCCUCAGAAGUGGAUGAGGGGCAAAGGGCGUGUAACUCUACAGUUUGGCUGCUGCUAUAACUAUGCGACAGAUAGAACUGGUAAUCCACCUGGCAUUCUGAAGAAUGAAAUGGUUGAUCCGAUACCUCAACUUUUAAAAGUUAUAAUCAGAAGAUUGGUGAAAUGGCAUGUUCUGCCUCCAACGUGUGUGCCAGACAGUUGUAUUGUCAACAUUUACGAAGAAGGGGACUGCAUACCACCCCACAUUGACAACCACGAUUUUCUCCGACCAUUUUGCACCGUAUCUUUUGUUAGUGAGUGCAAUAUUGUGUUCGGAACCAAAUUAGAGAUUUUAGGUCCUGGUGAGUUCUCCGGAUCAGUAGCGAUUCCUUUGCCUGUAGGGUCUGUUCUUGUAUUGAAUGGAAAUGGAGCUGAUGUAGCUAAACACUGCGUACCUUCAGUCCCCACAAAGAGAAUAUCCAUCACGUUCAGAAAGAUGGAUGUAAAGAAAUGGCCUGUUGGUUAUGCUCCAGAGCCUGAUCUGCAGGGGAUAGAACCAUUGUCAUUUGAAGUAGACAAGACAAAUUAUAAUAGGUCAAACUCUCCCAAGUCAGAACAGCUUUGGAGAAGGCGGCCCAUUGAUACAGAAGGCAAGAUAGAUGCCAGAAGAGCAGCCUUUUCAGAACCCCGUUACAGUAACCGGGGAAGGCGGGGUCCAGGAUCUCGGCGGAGGGUGAAGGUGGAUGUUGAGAGUUGAGUUACAGAGUCAGUUGCUUUAUGUCAAAGGUCAUUUAUACUUGGUCAUGGGAGCCUGCCGAACAAGCUGAAAGGAAACAUGAGGCGGCUCCUGUAUUCGUGAACGUUUUAUAGUUCAGGAAGGUGCUUCUGAACCUCUGAUUCUUUGGCUUCUCUGCUAUGUAACGUAAGAGGGACUGAGAGCAAUACUGGGCAUAUGUACACCGUGUGUUUAAUAACAGCAAUUGUUUGGUAGCUAUUAUUGGAUUCAGUUUUGGGCGGCAAAACCUUUUGAACUAGUUGGGUGAUAACUGAUAAGUGAGUCAUAGCUCAUUGAAGUGCGAGCUAUUGUUUGUACCCACAAUUACAUACUUCUCUGUAAUAAAAACAGUUUUCUGCU